Molecule: messenger RNA, 1473 nt
Organism: Neoarthrinium moseri
Lineage: Eukaryota; Fungi; Ascomycota; Sordariomycetes; Amphisphaeriales; Apiosporaceae
Exons: 1
Coding region: 1-1473 (490 amino acids)
Molecular function (GO): FAD binding
Source: RefSeq, a predicted model, not a curated record
AUGGAAGCACCGUCAGCAUCGGAGCGGUUCCGCGUUGUCAUUGUGGGCGGUGGCCCCGUUGGUUUGACGGCGGCACACGCGCUGCUCCGGGCGAACAUCGACUUUGUCAUGCUCGAGGCACGUGAUACGUGUAUGCCUGAAGAAGGCGCCAGCCUGCUGGCCUACACCUCGACUCAACGCGUGUGGCACCAGCUCGGGCUAUUCGAGGCGAUGGAGUCCCAGAGCGUGCCCAUCGAGACCAGAACAACCGUGACGCACGCGGGCAAGGUAUACCGUACAGGUUCGCCCGGCCCUGUCCACCGCGAACUAUUCGGCACGCCGCCCUGGAACUUUCACCGGCAAGACCUCGUCCGGGUGUUAUACGACACACUCCCCACCAACGUGCGCGCUACCCGGGUUUUAACGGGUAAGAAGGUGUGCGAGAUCGCGCCCGAUGCGUCAGGCGUUACGGUCCGCUGUGAGGACGGCAGCGUAGAGCGCGGGACCAUGGUUCUCGGUGUCGACGGCGUGCACAGCAAGACGCGCGCUAUGAUGCGGGCACUGGCCCUAGAAACCGGCGCCGACGCCGACUACAUCAACCCAGAGCGGCCGUUCCGGGCGGAGUACCGCUGCUUAUGGGGCACCUGCCCCCGUCCCGAGGCGUGUCCACCAAAGUCCAAUGUCGAGGCCCAUGGCUCGGAGCGUAGCUUGAUGUUCAUGACGGCGCAGGAUCAAAGCUGGUUCUUCUUGUACGAGCAGCUCGAAGCGCCCACCGAUAUGCGCCGCGAUUAUACCGCGUCGGACCGGGAUCAGCUAGCGAUGCGUUUCGCCGGCAUGUCCGUGCUGCCCGGUCUGACCUUCGGCGACGUGUGGCCAACACGCACGGCCUGCGGCAUGGCCGACCAGCUUGAGGGCGUUCUCCCGCACUGGCGCCUCGCGCCAGCCGCCGGUGGACGCGUUGUCCUCGCCGGAGACGCCGUCCACAGGUUCACGCCCAAUUUCGGCUGGGGUUACAACUCGGGUGUCAACGACGUGGCCGUGCUGGCGUCCCUGCUGCACGCCGAGGUGGCACAGCGGGUGGAUGCGCCGCCGCCCUCGGCAGAGGCCCUUGAUGACAUCUUUGCGCGCUACCAGACAGCUCGGAAGGUCGACGACGACAUCGCCAACGUCGCGGCCGCCAGCGGCAGGGUGACGCGACAAUGCGCCCGCCCGCGCCAGUGGGUUCCGGCUGCCAUCUACUGGGUCCUCGAGCAUGUUCUUCCUCUCCUCAUCCCAAACUUCGAGAUCUGGGCAAGCAAGAAUAUACUCGGGAAGAUUGUGCGCCGGGGCCGCGUAAUCGACUUCCUCCCCGAGGAGGCGUCCGCUCGCACCGACGCCCGCGUAUUUGGCGGCUCACUUAAGUGGGAUUUCCCAAUCCCUACCACCUGUCCGGUUGCCGCCGCCGCCGACGACACCGAAAAGGGCGUUGGGUCCGAUUCGGAGUCGAAUGAAUAG